This is a messenger RNA of Eurypyga helias (sunbittern), 943 nucleotides long. RefSeq names its product docking protein 2, 56kDa (gene DOK2). The transcript has 5 exons. The record is from RefSeq and is a predicted model, not a curated record. NCBI's taxonomy places the organism in Eukaryota, Metazoa, Chordata, Aves, Eurypygiformes, Eurypygidae. The annotation marks the transcript as partial. Gene Ontology annotation, biological process: positive regulation of MAPK cascade; cell surface receptor protein tyrosine kinase signaling pathway. Gene Ontology annotation, cellular component: cytoplasm.
AUGGAGGAGGCGGUGGUGAAGCAGGGUGUGCUCUACCUCCAGCUGCAGCAGACCUUUGGGAAGAAAUGGAGGAAGUUCUGGGGCGUCUUGUACCGCGAAAGCUCCUGCUCCACCGCCCGCCUGGAGCUCUUCGAGGGCUCGGUGCCGCCGGCCGCCGAGAAGCUGCGGAAAGGCGAGGGCAGCCAGCGGCUGGGCAGCGACUGCGUGCACGUGGCGGAGGUGAGCGGCGAUGCCGGCUGUCCCAAGGAGACCGUCCCCUUCCUGCUGGAGACCACCGACAAGCGGUACCUCCUGGCUGCUGACGGCACCGAGGCGGCCAGCUGGAUCCAGAAGCUCUGUGAGCUGGCCUUCCCGAGGAGCAGGGAGGAGCAGGCAGCAAGCAAGGAUGGCCAACAGAGCUCGCUGGGCACCGACGGCGGGUUCUCCAUGGAGGAAAACUCCCUCUACAGCUCCCGGCACAAAGCUGGCGUGGAGCAGACGUUCGAGGUGACGGUGAGGGCCACCGAGUCCUCUGAGCGAUGCCGCCUCUGGGGCCGGGGCAUCCUGCGAGCCGGUGAGGAGGCGCUGGAGCUGCUGGAUUUCCAAGCCUUGGAGAUCAUCUACAGCUGGCCCUACCGCUUCCUGCGGCGCUUUGGGCGGGAUAAGGGGCACGAGGAGCUCGGCGGCAUCAAGUGUCCCUCGCUGGAUCCCACCUGGGAGGGGAAGGUGCCGAAAAACAAGCCGGUGAUGCCCUCCAGCAGCUGCCCAGGGGCCGGGGAGCCGUCGGGCACCUUCCCGCCGUCCCGCAGUGCCGACUGUCCCUACAGUGAGCCCUGCAACUCCCUCCGCCGUGGGACCCCCCAGGUACCAGAGAAGCCCCAGAGGCAGGAUGCUCUGGCCAAGGUGGCCACCGAAUCCGAGUACGCCAUCCCCUUUGACACCAUUGCCAAGACCUUUGUGGCUU